UCCCUCUCUCUCUUUUUCGAUUUUAGGGCUCUAGCGAGCGAAAAAGGAAAGGCGCUCGAUCGGCCACAGCGAUGAAUCAAUGCGCCUCUCUUCCAUCGCAUUCUAGCUGCAUUCGCGGUGGAUUCUGGGCGCUCCACUCCGCGCCGGCGGCGCCAAUGAGCUCCAUUGCGUUUCCGCGGCGAAGGCUGGCUGUUGCUAAAACGACAAGCCUGCCUCACCUUGUCACGCAUCCGGAGGGGUUUGGUCGCGCCAAUUGGAGAGCGUGCCCAGCGUCGAGGCGAUUGAAUAGGAUUUGUGCUAUUAGAAGAACACGAAUUUUUGCGAGCAUGGAUACGGCAGGCUUGGAUCCUGCAGUGUCAAACGGGCAGGCUACUCCCCUCGGUGCAUCUAAGCUGAGAGAGGGCGUCAAUUUUGCGUUGUUUUCAGAGCAUGGAACUUCUGUGACGCUAUGCGUUCGCCUGGGAACAGAAGGUCCUGUUAAAGAGAUUGUGCUCGAUCCACAAAAGAACAGAACUGGAAACGUCUGGCACAUAUGUCUUGAGAACAUCCCGCUAAGCGGUGUCUUGUAUGGAUAUCAUGUUGAUGGACCUCGCGACAAGAAUAGUCGAUUUGACAAAAACACGCUGCUGCUUGAUCCGUAUGCGAAGUAUGUGGAAGGACGUAGAAUUUUUGCAGAUAAGACCCAGAAGCUGGCUCCGCACUGGGGAACUUUCGAUUUUACACUAUCUGAAUUUGACUGGGAGGGAGAUGAAGCACGCACCAGGGUCCCGGAGAAAGACCUGGUUAUCUACGAGAUGAGUGUGCGUGGUUUUACAAAGGACCAAUCUUCUGGUGUUGCUGAAGAAGUUCGGGGAAGUUACCUUGGCUUUAUUGACAAGAUUCCGCAUUUAGUCGAGCUUGGCGUGACAGCAGUUGAGCUUCUUCCAAUAUUUGAGUACGACGAGCUUGAGUUUCAAAGGAGACCAAACCCACGGGACCACAUGGUAAACGCUUGGGGCUACUCAACCAUAAACUUCUUUUCUCCGAUGAGUCGGUUUGCCAGCAACGGAGGUGGACCUAUAGCUGCAUCUCUGGAGCUAAAGCAAAUGGUGAAAGCGCUUCAUAAAGCGGGGAUUGAGGUUCUCUUGGAUGUGGUGUACAAUCACACAAACGAAGGAGGCAAUGCAGAUCCUUAUGUCACAUGCUUCCGAGGUGUAGACAAUGCGGUGUAUUACAUGAUGGAUGCAAACGGCUACAUGAACUAUUCUGGAUGCGGAAACACUCUGAAUUGCAACCAUCCGGUCGUUACUGAGUUUAUUUUGGACAGCCUCAAGCACUGGGUCACGGAAUAUCAUAUUGAUGGAUUUAGAUUCGACCUUGCCAGUGUUCUUUGCCGGGGUACCAAUGGCGCUCCAUUGGCGAAUCCUCCUCUUAUUCGGGCAAUAUGUAAGGAUGAAGUGCUGUCCAAGUGCAAGCUUAUUGCCGAACCUUGGGAUUGUGGAGGCCUGUAUUUAGUAGGCGCGUUUCCUAACUGGGACAGGUGGGCAGAGUGGAAUGGUAAAUAUCGGGACGAUCUGCGGCGGUUCGUCAAGGGCGAUUGUGGAAUGAAGAGGACACUGGCCACACGGCUAUCUGGAUCCGCAGAUCUGUACAAUAAAAACCAACGAAAGCCUUACCAUGGUAUCAACUUUAUUGUUGCACAUGAUGGCUUCACUCUAUAUGACCUUGUGGCAUACAACAUGAAGCACAACGACGCAAAUGGGGAGCGUGGACAAGAUGGCAGCAAUGAUAAUUUUAGCUGGAAUUGUGGAGUAGAAGGUGAAACGGGUGAUCAGGCUGUGAACGGUCUUCGAGCACGCCAGAUGAAAAACCUACACGUAGCGUUAAUGUUCUCUCAGGGAACGCCAAUGAUGAUCAUGGGUGAUGAAUACGCCCAUACAAAAUAUGGUAACAACAACACGUAUGGUCAUGACACCAGUCUAAACGAUUUUUUAUGGACCCAGCUCCAAAAGAAGAAGGAUCAUUUUGCUUUUUUUUCCAAGGUUAUAAAGUUUCGCUUGAAGCAUCCUCUGCUUGCUCGUUCAGAGUUCCUCUCCAACUCCGAUGUUACAUGGCAUGAAACCCAGUGGGACAAUCCAGAUUCUCGGUUUCUAGCUUUCACGCUACACGAGGGCAAGCUUGGAGGUGGAGAUCUCUACAUGGCGUUCAACGCACACACUUACGCCGUGAAUGCCGCACUCCCACGUCCGCCGGGUGGAAAACGCUGGCUUAGGCUGAUUGACACCCAUUUCGCUCACCCCGAAGAUUUUUGCGAGGAAGGGGUCGGAGGCCUCCAGGAACGAUACAGUGUUGUGCCUUUCAGCUGCAUCGUACUCAUUGCAAAGUCAUAAACCUGAGAAGGGGCAUAUCUUUGGAGUUCUCAACUUAGGAGCUACGUGCUGUAUGGGCCCAAGGGUGUUUGGAAGAAGUCCAUCUUCAGAGCGCUCUUCGGAAGUACGACAAUUGCGUGAAGAAGCGGCUAGUUGACGAGACGCUCUUGAUCGAUGAAACCGAAGCGCUUUGCUCUUUUCGUUUCUGGUGGAGGGUUUGGACACUGCUAUUGCUUCUGUGGAAAACGUUAUUGAUUGAAGGAGCAGCAGCAGGACGAGUUCCAGUUUUUCGGCCGAGAAGCUGGACCCUGUGGACAGACCAGCUUUUGUCAGAACUUAAGAGGGUAUGGUAGAAAUGCAUUUUAAAUUUGGAAACUAUAUAUAUGCAUGAUAUGUUGCAAGGUAUCUUGACUGUCUAUAUACAACUUUUGUUCACUAGGGUA
Selaginella moellendorffii is the source of this 2791-nucleotide messenger RNA. RefSeq names its product isoamylase 3, chloroplastic. Gene Ontology annotation, molecular function: hydrolase activity, hydrolyzing O-glycosyl compounds. The record is from RefSeq and is a predicted model, not a curated record. Bases 72 to 2369 code for a protein of 765 amino acids. The transcript has 25 exons. Lineage: Eukaryota; Viridiplantae; Streptophyta; Lycopodiopsida; Selaginellales; Selaginellaceae. Gene Ontology annotation, biological process: carbohydrate metabolic process.